UCCGGUGGUGGGAAAGUGAACGAGGCCAGAGUCAAAGCGGCGCAUUCUGAGGCAGGUGGGGUCCCUGUGGAAGAGGGAAGGCAGGCGACAGCAUAGGGCCUGACUCGGGAGGCCGGCGGAUCAGCAAUUGCAGAAGCAGACAGCGGCAGAGAAGAGAUGGUGCGGGGAGGCGCCGAGGAGGCGCAGUCCGCCCCUCUCAGGGUUAGUGAAUGAGGCUCUCUGCCCGGGCCGGCCCGGGGACUGUGGGCUGCGGUUCCCAGCAUGAGUGCGGGCCCCGGCUGUGAGCCCUGCACCAAGCGACCCCGCUGGGGCGCCGUUGCAACUUCUCCGCCGGCUACAUCGGACUCCCGGAGCUUCCCUGGCAGGCAGACACGCGUCCUCGACCCCAAGAACGCUCCCGUGCAGUUCAGGGUCCCACGGUCCUCGCCAGACUACGUCCCGGGGCGGGCGGGACCGCACAGAGGCAGCGCCACCUCUCUUGUUUUCAAACAAAAGACUAUUACCAGUUGGAUGGACACUGAAGGAAUCAAGACAGCUGAAUCAGAUAGUUUGCAUAGUAAAGAAAACAACAAUACAAGAAUAGAAUCCACAAUGAGUUCUGUACAAAAAGAUAACUUUUACCAACAGAAUGUGGAAAAAUUAGAAAAUGUUUCUCAGCUAAGUCUUGAUAAAUCACCCAUUGAAAAAAGUACACAGUAUUUGAGCCAGCGUCAGACUGCAACUAUAUGUAAGUGGCAAAAUGAAGGGAAACAUAUGGAGCAGCUUUUGGAAGGUGAGCCUCCGACAGUAACUCUGGUACCAGAGCAGUUCAGUAAUGCCAACAUUGAUCAGUCACCCCAAAAUAAUGAUCACAGUGACACAGAUAGUGAAGAAAAUAGAGAUAAUCAACAAUUUCUGACACCUGUAAAGCUUGCAUAUGCAAAGCAGCCUAUGGAAGACGAACAGGCCAGAGAAGCUAGAAGUCACCAGAAAUGCAGCAAGUCUUGUCACCCUGUGGAAGACUGUGCAGGUUGUCAGCAGGAAGAGAUAGAUGUGGUACAAGAGAGUCCAUUGUCAGACAUUGGCUCUGAGGAUGUUGGUACCGGACCAAAAAAUGACAACAAAUUGAGUAGACAAGAAAGUAACCUAGGAAAUUCUCCUCCAUUUGAGAAGGAAAGUGAACCUGAGUCACCAAUGGAUGUAGACAAUUCCAAAAAUAGUUGUCAAGACUCAGAAGCAGAUGAAGAGACAAGUCCAGGUUUUGAUGAACAAGAAGAUGGCAGUUCCUCCCAAACAGCAAAUAAACCUUCAAGGUUACAAGCAAGAGAAGCUGACACUGAAUAUAGGAAACGGUACUCUACUAAGGGAGGUGAAAUUAGGUUACAUUUCCAGUUUGAAGGAGGAGAAAAUCGUACUGGAAUGAAUGAUUUAAAUGCCAAACUGCCUGGAAAUACUUGUAGCCUGAAUGUAGAAUGCCGAAAUUCCAAGCAACAUGGAAAAAAGGAUUCUAAAAUCACAGAUCAUUUCAUGAGAAUACCUAAAGCAGAGGACAAAAGAAAAGAACAAUGUGAAAUCAGACAUCAAAGAACAGAAAGGAAGAUCCCUAAAUACAUUCCACCUCACCUUUCUCCAGAUAAGAAGUGGCUUGGAACUCCUAUUGAGGAGAUGAGAAGAAUGCCUUGGUGUGGGAUCCGGCUGCCUCUCUUGCGACCAUCUGCCAGUCACACAGUAACUAUUCGGGUAGAUCUUUUGCGAGCAGGAGAAGUACCUAAACCUUUUCCAACACAUUAUAAAGAUUUGUGGGAUAACAAGCAUGUUAAAAUGCCUUGUUCAGAACAAAACUUGUAUCCUGUGGAAGAUGAGAAUGGUGAACGAACGGCAGGCAGUCGGUGGGAGCUCAUUCAGACUGCACUUCUCAACAAAUUCACACGACCUCAAAACCUGAAGGAUGCUAUUCUGAAAUACAAUGUAGCAUAUUCUAAGAAAUGGGACUUUACAGCUUUGGUUGAUUUCUGGGAUAAGGUACUUGAAGAAGCAGAAGCUCAACAUUUAUAUCAGUCCAUUUUGCCUGAUAUGGUGAAAAUUGCACUCUGUCUGCCAAAUAUUUGCACCCAGCCAAUACCGCUUCUGAAACAGAAGAUGAAUCAUUCCAUCACAAUGUCACAGGAACAGAUUGCCAGUCUUUUAGCUAAUGCUUUCUUCUGCACAUUUCCGCGACGAAAUGCCAAGAUGAAAUCAGAGUAUUCUAGUUACCCAGACAUAAACUUCAAUCGGUUGUUUGAAGGACGUUCAUCAAGAAAACCAGAGAAGCUUAAAACACUCUUCUGCUACUUUAGAAGAGUCACAGAGAAAAAACCUACUGGGUUGGUGACAUUUACAAGACAGAGUCUUGAAGAUUUUCCAGAGUGGGAAAGAUGUGAAAAACCCCUGACGAGAUUGCAUGUCACUUACGAAGGUACCAUAGAAGGAAAUGGCCGAGGCAUGCUACAGGUGGAUUUUGCAAAUCGUUUUGUUGGAGGUGGUGUAACCAGUGCAGGACUUGUGCAAGAAGAAAUCCGCUUUUUAAUCAAUCCUGAGUUGAUUGUUUCACGGCUCUUCACUGAGGUGCUGGAUCACAAUGAAUGUCUUAUUAUCACAGGUACUGAACAGUACAGUGAAUACACAGGCUAUGCUGAGACAUAUCGUUGGGCCCGGAGCCAUGAAGAUGGGAGUGAAAGGGAUGACUGGCAGCGGCGCUGCACUGAGAUCGUUGCCAUUGACGCACUUCACUUCAGACGCUACCUCGAUCAGUUCGUGCCUGAGAAAAUGAGACGGGAGCUUAACAAGGCUUACUGUGGAUUUCUCCGUCCUGGAGUUUCUUCAGAGAAUCUUUCUGCAGUGGCCACAGGAAACUGGGGCUGUGGUGCCUUUGGGGGUGAUGCUAGAUUAAAAGCCUUAAUACAGAUACUGGCAGCUGCUGCAGCUGAGCGAGAUGUGGUUUAUUUCACCUUUGGGGACUCAGAAUUGAUGAGAGAUAUUUACAGCGUGCACACUUUCCUUACUGAAAGGAAACUGACUGUUGGAGAAGUGUAUAAGCUGUUGCUACGAUAUUACAAUGAAGAAUGCAGAAACUGUUCCACCCCUGGACCAGACAUCAAGCUUUAUCCAUUCAUAUACCAUGCUGUUGAGUGCUGUGCAGAGACUGCCGACCAGCCAGGGCAGAGGACAGGGACCUGAGUAGCUAAACGAAUAGAACCUCCUCCCACCUCUCACCAGAGGCAGCCCAUUUCGGUCAUCAGGUGUAAUGUAUGAACUGACUUAAGUUAAUGUAAAUGUGUAUAUAAUCCACAUUUGUAGUCAAGGACAUGAUCCCUUCUGCAUGUAUGCGAUUGUCAGCUUGGACAUGUAAACCUCUUCCAUCCUGGUUAUGUAUCAUUUCCAUUUUCUUCUAUUUCAGUCUUCAUUCUUUGCUUUUUCUUCCUUUUGCCCAUCAGAUUUCUUGUGAAGUCCCACAAAAGGUUGUGCUCAGCCCGUCAGCUCUCUUUCUUCAUGAUUAUAUAUCAUACAAUGCUCUGCAGGUAGCAGAUGCCAGUGAUGCCAGGGAAGAAGUUGAAAUCCAGGAAUCUCUUAAGCUGGGUUUGUGAAAAAUCUCCAUGAGCCUUUCACCCCCAAUGCCUAUUAUGCUUGCAUUGUUUGAGUUUUUGAAUUUUGAAAAUUAAGAAUUGGGAUUUUUUUCCAUAUGUUACGUAAUGCAAACUCCUGAGUUAAAAAAGUUUUUUAUUUAUUUAAGACAGAAUAAUUUCCAUAAUUUGUCCUUUUGACACAUCACUUUUAUUUGUAAUGGUUUGUCUGUCUUUUUUCUCCUGAUCAGUUUUUAUUGAUACUGUUUUUGGAAACUGACCAAGAUGACAGGGAAUGUAGAAGAAAAGAGGGUUUUCCCCAUAUGGUGUAAAGAAAACAUAUUCAAGAGUGUUGAAGGGUUUUUUUGUUUCUUGAGUUUUUUUCUUUUUAAAUUAGGAUUAAUGUUUGUUCCGUGGUGCUUGAGGCAUAUUCAUAAAACCAAAGUUUGGGAACUAGGAACUUUGUGCUGAUUUGUACAUAUUAAAGUUUCUCUGGUAUUCAAAGUUAUAUAGUUAAUAAAUUUUCAUUAAUAAAUCCUUUGUAAGAAACUCCCAUAUCAUCUAUAUUUUAUAUAGAUAUAAACAUAUGUUCUUUAAGUGUGUCUAGUCAAAUGUGUGAGCACAUAAAAUCUAAAUAAAACUGGACUGGUGGAAAAUGAUUAGGUAUAGGUUUUAUCAGGGCUCUGUUUAAAAGCCUUUAUUCAUAAUUGUAUCCAUUUAAAACUGGCAACAAACAUAAAUAAUGAUGUCUUUCAGAGGUUAAUGUGAAAGCCAAAGCUAAUUCUGUGUUAAUUGAAAGUAGAAUUUAAUCACAAAAAGACUUAUUCAGAUUUCCAAAAUAACCCUAAACCACACUCUUAAAGUUUGGGUUUACCAUCAGCUGUUGGGAAAAGCUAAUGGAGGUCAAAUCCUAUUAAUAAGCAAUGUCAGUAGAUGGUCUAAAUUCCUGUUGUCAGUGCUGGGAGAGGGAAAAUGGGGCCUUGGCCAUUGUCCAUAAUUCUUUUUAUUUGUGUAGAGGUUGAGAGGAUAAUGGGAUUUGGCACCUGAAGGCAGCCCCUUGUCAUUGAUGAAGUUCUUUACCAUAUUAACUGAGCUUUUUAAUCAUCUCACAGAUUUGGAGGAGUCUGGCCUUAUUUCUGCUGAUAUCAAAAUCUUCUCUUUCAUUCUCAACUCAUUCUAUGCUUUGAAUAAACAUUCACGGGUAUAUUUCCUCAUUUUUUCCAUGCCCAAACUCUUCCCUUCUUACCCAUCCCCAAAACAAAGUGAACAGUUUUUAAAACUGUUUAAUGAACAGUGUAGGUUGGUUCUUGUAGUAGACAAAUCAUUAAAUCCAGGUAAAAAGACCAUGCAGCCUAAAUAUUCUGGAACGUAGAAACUAACUCAGCUCUUGGUGCUGUACAGGAUUGGUGAUGGGCCAUCUACCUAACUGCCUCUUGCUGUUAAGGAGUUUCCAAGAAUAAAACCCGACUAGUUCCUUGUCCAUAUUCUGGCAUUGGGACAACUUAAUCAGAUGGAACAUGGAGAGGACAAUGUGCGUUUUUUUGAGGAGGGAGGAAAAUGGAGAGAACACGAUGGCUUUGUCCUUAAAUGCCCACUGCAAAAUAAAUUUUUUAAUUAACAAUUGUAUCUAUUCUGAGAUAUUUAGAAGCACCUUUUUACUCUCUCUCAUCUAGGAUUCAUUGUUUUAUUACGUGUUGUUUGCUACUUUCUUCCUGAAUCUACCAAGGCAUGAAAGGAUAUUUUUAGUUUAGAAUUCUUAGGUUUUUAAUAAAGCUCGAUUGCUUGUCCCUUUCUGUCUAGCUCACUCAAAUGUGCAGUAACAGCUUAAGGAAGUAAUAUUCAGUGAUGGAAAGGGCAUGAGAUUUCAGAUCAGGCAAGCUGGGUUCAGAUGCUAGCUGUACUUGUCCAAAGAAACUGAAUUUCUGAGUCUUAGUUAACUCAGCUAGAAAAACGGCUAAUAGCACCCACUGGGAAAUAAAACAUAUAAAUCACGGAACACAGCAUAGUUGGUGCUCGAUAAGUGUCAGCUAUUAUGGUUGGCCAGGAAACAUUUAUGUAGCACCUAUUGUAUGUUAGCUACUAUCCCAGUUGUUGUGCAUAUUUUAGCUCAUUUUUCUGGUGAGCUAACAGAUGCCCAGAGAUUAGGGAAAGUACAGUAGUUCCCCCCUUAUCCGUGGUUUCACUUUCUGUGAUUUCAGUUACCCAUGGUCAACUGUGGUCCGAAAAUAUUAAAUGGAAAAUUCCAGAAGUAAACAAUUCAUAUGUUUUAAAAAGUUCUGAGUAACAUGAUGAAAUCUCACACCAUCCUGCUCAGUCCCGCACUGGAUAUGAAUCAUUCCUUUGUCCAGUAUGUUGAUGGUGUAGACUCUCCGUGCCCUGUAGUAACUUAGAAUUCUCGUUAUAAGAUCAAUUAUUGGUGGUAUCUAGUGCUUUUGUUCAAGUAACCCUUAUUUAAUCAUGGCCCCAAAGUGCAAGAGCAGUGAUACUGGCAAUUUGAUAUUCCAAAGAAAAGCUAUAUAAAAUGCUUCCUUUAAGUGAAAAGGUGAAAGUUCUCCACUUAAUAAGGAAAACAAAAACAUCAUAUGCUGAGGUUGCUAAGAUCUACAGUAAGAACAAAUGUUCUAUCCAUAAGAAAAAAAAGGGAGUUGUGCUAGUUUUGCUAUUGCACCUCAUACCGCAAAAGUUACAGCCACAGUGUGUGAUAAGUGCUUAGUUAAGAUAGAAAAGGCAUUAAAUUUGUGGGUGGAAGCUAUGAACAGAAACAUGUCCAGAAUGACGGCAAUCUGGUUCGCUACUAUUGUGGUUACAGGUAUCUGCUGGUCAUUGAACACAUCCCCCGAGGAUCAGGGGAGACUACUACAAUACCAUUUCAACCUCCAGGAGUUCAUUAGGAAAGAGAACCAACUCUGUCAUCUCUGUAGGGAAUCUGAUAGAGCAGAGGCCCUGACACUGUUGUUCUCUACCAAGUUCUCUACUCUUCAUCACGAGUGACUCAGUAUUAGUGGGGUACAUUCAUUCAUCUCUGAGAGAAUUAUCUCUGUUCUUGCUGGUUGAAGUGACAUGUCAGGCAGGCAUACCCAAACUGGUAUUUAAAAGAGAGAGAGAUUGAAAAGGAGAUUUAACCAAGCUCCAUGAUUGCUAUGCCAGGACUUCUCUCUAAUGUGUAUAGGUAAGCUGUCCCACUCCAAGAAUAUAUUGGAGCAAAAAAUUAGUUGGGUAGCAUUCUUGGAAACUUCCUCAACAGGAAGGGAGGCAGCUGCAUAGAUAUUCACCUAUUUUAUUCCUUCUUCUCCAGUCCGAGUGGCUGUAUCUUUAUGGCUUUUUUCUGAUGCAGGGAAGACCGGAAUCUAGUGUAUUUGCUUUAAAGAUAAGUAAUGCUUUAGAGGGCUGGUAAUUCUCACAAGCCUGUGGAUACUGUGCUAACCCUUUGUCUAAGGGGAAGGGCCAGUCUGGCCAUUGCUGGAACAGGAACUUAGAAUAUUAAUUCUGUCCUUUUUGCAGGGAGAGGGCUUCCAGUGUGAUACCCGCUAGAACAAACUGAUAAAAUCUACUGACCCACUGCUUUUCUCUGUCCCAGUAGCGCCUUUAGUGCCUGCUCACCAGAUCCCACAUGGAUCUACUGAGCCAUCAGAUGGAAGGCUUCCCAAACAAGACAACCAAAACUGCAUAUGUUCGUUUGAUAACUGGUUUUAUUUAUCUUGUUUAUUUUAAUGUGUCAUGAUUUUGAAUUUGGGGAUAAAGAGAGGUCCAUGCCAAUGUUUAUGUGAUUUUUAUGGGAAGAGAAUAAAGCAAUUCUGCUCCUCUUGUUA
This is a messenger RNA of Cynocephalus volans (Philippine flying lemur), 7387 nucleotides long. RefSeq names its product poly(ADP-ribose) glycohydrolase (gene PARG). The coding region runs from base 262 to 3195 and encodes 977 amino acids. The transcript is spliced from 18 exons. Gene Ontology annotation, biological process: regulation of DNA repair; nucleotide-sugar metabolic process; carbohydrate metabolic process. NCBI's taxonomy places the organism in Eukaryota, Metazoa, Chordata, Mammalia, Dermoptera, Cynocephalidae. The record is from RefSeq and is a predicted model, not a curated record. Gene Ontology annotation, molecular function: poly(ADP-ribose) glycohydrolase activity. Gene Ontology annotation, cellular component: nucleus; cytoplasm.